Molecule: messenger RNA, 1389 nt
Organism: Desarmillaria tabescens
Lineage: Eukaryota; Fungi; Basidiomycota; Agaricomycetes; Agaricales; Physalacriaceae
Exons: 7
Biological process (GO): carbohydrate metabolic process
Cellular component (GO): membrane
Molecular function (GO): chitin deacetylase activity
Source: RefSeq, a predicted model, not a curated record
CUUGACGCUCGCCAAGCCGCUUCGUCUAGCGCUGUGACGGCCUCGACUACGGCCAGUACUGGUUCCGCUUCAGUCGGGACCGCCAUCAGUACCGCCGUUUCUACCGCCACCGCAGUCACUUCAGCUGCCGGUGCAAGUUCAAGUUCGGGCGCCGGUAGUUCAGUUGUCACCACAAGUGCUGUCGCGACGACGAGCAUUUCAGUUUCCCUAAAAUCGGAGAAUCCGACUGCCAUUCCUUUAUCUUCUAUUAUAGCAGGCCAAUUCACUACUGCCACCGUUACACUAGCGUCAACCCCAACCGCCGGUGCCCAGCCGUCCAUCUCGGGCGCGCCCACAUUGCCGAAUCUCGACGGCUUUUCGGCAUCUAAGUAUCCUGCCCUAGAUGUUAAAGCUCCCACGGAUUCAGAGCAGGUCCAACAGUGGAAGCAAGAAGUAGCUGAUUCUGGAGUGGAUAUUCCGGACAUUGAACCUACUGUUAUUGGUGGGUGCCCAGCCAACGCCCAAGCUGCAACGGAUUCCUCGCGUUGCUGGUGGACUUGUGGAGGUUGCACUCGCGACUCCGAUAUCACAACUUGUCCAGACAAAAACACCUGGGGGUUGACUUACGACGACGGUCCUAGUUUGCAAACACCUCAGCUCCUUGACUAUCUUGAAGAACAAGACCUCCAGGCUACAUUCUUUGUCGUUGGCUCUCGAGUGGUCUCGUUCCCGCAUAUUCUGCAACAAGAGUACAUGACAGGGCACCAAAUCGCUGUCCAUACAUGGUCUCAUCCAUCUUUGACGACACUUACCAACGAUGAAAUCAUAGCGGAAUUGGGUUGGUCCAGGAAGGCGAUACAGGAUGUCCUAGGAGUUACCCCGUCCGCCAUGAGGCCGCCAUACGGUGAUAUCGAUGAUCGCGUGCGCGCCAUUUCGCUCGCCAUGGGCAUGACGCCAGUCAUGUGGACUCGAAUCAGCCCCACACAAACCUUUGAUACCGAUGACUUCAAUAUUCAAAAUGGCCUUACAUCCGCAGGCCAAGUCCUCCAGAACUGGCAGUACAUUCUAGGCAAUGCCUCCAAUAUAGACACAGGCUUCAUUGUACUGGAGCACGAUCUUUACCAGCAGUCUGUCGAGAUAGCAACGGGAUACAUUCUCCCGGACGCGAUAGCACAGGACUACACAAUUGUACCUGUUGUGACUUGUCUGAAUAAACCUAUGGAGGAUGCAUACGUUGCGACGAACGACAACUCAACGAACCCACCUGCAGAGUCAGGUUCGGCUGUGACACUAUCAUCUGGUGCUCCAGGUUCUGUACAAGCGACAGGGAAGGCAGCAAGCGGUAGUAGCAGUACUGGGAACUCGAACUCUGCAUAUGCGAACCACGUUGGCACCAUGUUGAGUAUCUUG